This is a messenger RNA of Trichosurus vulpecula (common brushtail), 1050 nucleotides long. RefSeq names its product pulmonary surfactant-associated protein D-like. The transcript has 7 exons. The coding region runs from base 1 to 1050 and encodes 349 amino acids. The record is from RefSeq and is a predicted model, not a curated record. Lineage: Eukaryota; Metazoa; Chordata; Mammalia; Diprotodontia; Phalangeridae.
AUGCUUCUUCUCUACCUCUCUGUACUGGCACUCUUCAAACCCACUCCCCUUGCUGCCCAAGAUGAAGAGCUGACACCCUCCUGCAAUAAAGAAACUUCAAAUGCCUGUGCCCUCAUCACUUGUGGCCCUGUGGAAAAUGGAUUGCCUGGGAGAGAUGGAAGAGAUGGGAAAGAUGGUCCCAAAGGAGAAAAGGGAGAUCCAGGACCGCCAGGACCUAGAGGCCCACCAGGAGAAACCGGUCCCAUUGGACCCAAAGGGGAUGAAGGUCCCCCUGGGGAUCCAGGUCCAAAGGGAGAUGCUGGAGAAAAAGGAUCUCCUGGAGCUCCAGGUCCUAUUGGAAGCAGAGGUUCCCCUGGACCCCAAGGGGACAAAGGACCCCAAGGUGAACAGGGACCCAAGGGAGAAGAUGGAGCCAAAGGCCCUAUGAGAGAGAAAGGAGAAUCAGGAGAUCAAGGACCUCCUGGAAAUCUUAGAGCAGUAGGGCCCCCUGGAAUCCCUGGCAUUCCAGGCAUCACAGGACCAAGGGGCCUCCCUGGGCCAAAAGGAGAUAGAGGAUCACCUGGGAAGGAAGGAAAAAGUUCUCUGGAAGAAAUAAACAAGCUGAAGCAGGAAGUGGCUGAAUUGCACACAAAAGUUGAGGACCUCCAAAAACAACUCUCCAAGCAACAGAAAGUUGAACUCUUCCCAAGUGGUCAAGCAGUUGGGAAUAAGAUAUUCAAGACCAGUGGCUUUGAAGGCAACUUUGAUAAGGCAACAAAAUCAUGCAAAGCAGCUGGUGGUACAGUGGCCUCUCCCAGAGAUGAGGCAGAGAAUAAAGCUGUACAGAAGAUUGUCUCAAGAUAUGGCAAGGCAGCCUUCCUUGGCAUGACUGAUAUCCAGAAAGAGGGCAAAUUCGUCUAUCCAACAGGAGACCCACUGGGCUAUUCCAACUGGGAACCGGGAGAGCCCAAUAACAAGGGUGGUGGAGAGAACUGCAUUGAGAUCUUUUCUAAUGGCAAGUGGAAUGACAAGCCAUGUGAAGAGCCACAUCUCAUCAUUUGUGAAUUUUGA